Molecule: messenger RNA, 2148 nt
Organism: Anguilla anguilla (European eel)
Lineage: Eukaryota; Metazoa; Chordata; Actinopteri; Anguilliformes; Anguillidae
Product: fat storage-inducing transmembrane protein 1-like
Exons: 2
Coding region: 754-1641 (295 amino acids)
Biological process (GO): lipid storage; phospholipid biosynthetic process; lipid droplet organization
Cellular component (GO): endoplasmic reticulum membrane
Source: RefSeq, a predicted model, not a curated record
GGCAAUAAUAACCACUGAGACUGGAUCGAGGUGUUCGCGCGAGACGGACAGAGAGAAAGGAGUGUGUGAAGGGCAGAGAGCUGCACAAACAGGGAUCUGAAUAUUUGGGGGUGACCGCUGGAGUGAGUUGAUUCCGGAGGAUGGGAAGGUAAGAGGUGGGGAAAGGGGUGAGCGGAUAUGACAGAUAAGUGGGCUACAUGCUUGUGAGAGAGACCCCAGCAGCACAACGAGCACUGCGUUGCAGGACUGUUGUAUCGCCUUGGAUGACUAAAGAACUCACAGGACCACAGGAUUACUGCCUCAGGAUCAUUAACAUCUGUGAAAUCUGGACCACUGAAGAGAACACUGUUUGAGAAUCUUAUAAAUUCACUUCAUUAGCAGGCACACUGAAGCACUGGAUUGCUCCACUAUCAUAUAGACAGUUAUCUGGAUUAAUUGGCAUAUAUACCUUCAGGAUUACAACAGCACUGAAUGGCUAAAACAUCAACAGUGGAUUGCUGAAAAACAUUGCGGAGUCACUUGAUUGUUACUAAAGGGACCUUUUGUAUCUUUUUAAUUAUUUGGUCACAAAGUCAUUGGAGUUUUGAAUCUCCAUACCCCCCAGCAGAUUGUAAUUAUCAGAUUAGUGUCACUGGAUAAACAGAAUUAGAGAUCAUCCUCUGGAUCUCUGGAUCACCCUAUCACAGGCAGGUGGUCAGAGGCACAAGCUGUCCGUCGAGUGCGAGCGGGAGGUGAGAUCGGAUCCAGGCACAGAUGUUUCUGAACUCGGUUCUUGUGGCGGUGACCAACCUCGCUGCCGGGCUCCUCGGCAAUGCCUCCUUCCGGCGGCACUUCCACCUGCUGCUGUCGGCCGUGGUUCUGUUCGGGCCCGCUCUCAGUCUGUGGGGGAACCAGUACAGCAUCUUUGCCAAGAAGAGCCACUUCCUGUACAGGAUGUUCUUACGCUCUGGCUGGGGGUGGACCUGUGUCUUCGCCGGGUCCUUCGUCUUCCUCCUGUCCUACACCGUGCGCCAGUCCUUCAGUCUCUCCCUGAGACACGUGUCCCGGCUGGCAGUGGCAGGGGGGCUGUGGAUGGGGUUCCGACGGCUGCUGGCGCUGCUGGGGGACGCCACAGGGAGCUGUUACGAGCCCCUCACGGCCCCCCUGGAAGGCCAGGUGACCAAGGGCCUGGCCGAGCCGGGGCAACCCCUGCUGCUGCUGAGGGAAGACCUGACCAAGGCCGUCUGCCUCAACAAGGGCAUGCUUUGGCGCGGGUACGAGGUCUCCGAGGAUACCUUCCUGCUGUGCCUGUGCUGUCUGCUCCUGGUGGAGGAGGUAGCCAUAUUCGGCCCCUACUUGGCCCUGGGGGGCCCCUCGGGGGCCCCGCUGCGCCUGCUCUUCCUGUUCUGCGUCCUCCUCCUUGAGCUCUGGGUCUUCCUUCUGCUCUGUCUGCUGGCCUACUUCCCGCAGUUCCCCAGCCAGCUGCUAGGAGGUGCUCUGGGCUGUUUGAGCUGGAGGGCGCUGUACCAGGGCUGGUAUCGUCAAGGGCCCAGCUGGUACUGCCCCGGUCGGCCUGGGGUAGGGCUGCUCACCACUCAGGGUCAGAAAGAUGGUGUGAAGGACAAUGGCAGGCCUGCAGCUAACGGGGUGGAGACCCAUUAAAAAAGAGGAGCGCCGAUAGAGAGGGAGAGCAUGAGAGGAGAGUGGGGGGUAACGUAUCUCUGUAGGGAGUGUAGUGGUGAGGAACCGACGCAAACCCGGAGUAAGAGAGUGUCACGGUCCAUUAUAGCCACACCAGCUCAACACAAAGAAAGGAAUAAGUAUUCUGCUAGGUUUUACCAAAAACUUUGCCUUGAAUGCAAAAUAAUGAAUUGGAAUUGAAAGUAAAAAUGGAACACUGUGACUGAACGGGGGUGUGGUGGGAAAAGAGUGUGUGUACAGCAUGAGCUUGGUUGAGUUUUCUGGCUCCUGACUGGUUCUCAUUCAUACAGUCUUCUUGACCACUUCUUAUGCCUUAGGUUCAUACUGUUGAAUCUAAGACCUGCUAAAGAUCACAGCCAGUACUGUUAAAUAAUGCCAAAAGGUAUCUAAAAAUGUAUCUAUAACUACUGUCAAAACUACUGUAAAACAUCCACUGGAUAUAGUUUCAUAAAUUCCCUAAAUCUGAAA